Condylura cristata (star-nosed mole) is the source of this 6237-nucleotide messenger RNA. It is a transcript of the gene TAB3, whose product is annotated as TGF-beta activated kinase 1/MAP3K7 binding protein 3. Bases 285 to 2432 code for a protein of 715 amino acids. Gene Ontology annotation, molecular function: ubiquitin binding. Lineage: Eukaryota; Metazoa; Chordata; Mammalia; Eulipotyphla; Talpidae. Gene Ontology annotation, cellular component: extracellular exosome. The transcript has 9 exons. The record is from RefSeq and is a predicted model, not a curated record.
AGCGGCACCGGCCCGGACCCCCCGCGGGCGCAGGUUGCGGGCGCGAGGGCGAGACGGCGACUGCGGAGGACCGCGAGCAGCCGCUGCCGGGACAGUAUCUUCACUCUCCAACCUUUGCUUCAAACAUUUCACUGAGUUGUAUGUCAAACUGGACAAGAUAUAUUAAUUGAAGUUUUACCAAUUGAAAAAUUGGAGAAAAUGACUUUGGUGUUUGGACAUCAUUACUAUUGGAAAGCUGGUUAGCAUCUAUUCCCUAAAGAAAUUUGACCACCAUUUGUUCUGGCAUGGCGCAAAGCAGUCCACAGCUUGAUAUUCAGGUUCUCCAUGACCUCCGACAACGUUUCCCUGAGAUCCCAGAGGGAGUCGUAUCUCACUGCAUGCUACAGAAUAACAAUAAUCUUGAAGCCUGCUGCCGAGCCCUUUCCCAGGAAAGUAGCAAAUACUUGUAUAUGGAAUACCAUAGUCCAGAUGACAACAGGAUGAAUAGAAAUCGCCUUUUACAUAUUAAUCUGGGUAUCCAUUCUCCUAGUAGCUUCCACCCAGGAGAUGCAGCACAACUCAAUGGUGGUCGAACACUGGUACAUAGUUCAAGUGAUGGACAUAUUGAUCCACAGCAUGCAGCAGGUAAACAGCUGAUAUGCUUAGUUCAGGAACCACACUCAGCCCCAGCUGUCGUGGCUGCUACUCCCAACUAUAAUCCAUUUUUUGUGAAUGAACAGACUAGAAGUGCGGCCACCCCUCCUUCACAGCCACCUCAGCCAUCUUCCAUGCAAACAGGAAUGAAUCCAACUGCUAUGCAAGGGCCUUCACCGCCGCCGCCACCACCUCCUUCAUACAUGCACAUACCUCGGUAUAGUACAAAUCCAAUUACUGUUACAGUAUCCCAAAACCUUCCUUCUGGACAGACUGUACCAAGAGCUUUACAAAUUCUUCCACAAAUUCCAAGCAAUCUGUAUGGGUCUCCUGGUUCUAUGUAUAUUAGACAGACAUCUCGGAGUUCAUCAGGAAGACAAUCUCCUCAGACUACGCCAUGGCAGUCCUCACCACAGGGGCCAGUGCCUCAUUAUAGCCAGCGUCCUUUACCUGUUUAUCCACAUCAACAGAACUAUCAACCUUCUCAGUAUUCUCCUAAACAACAGCAGAUCCCUCAGCCUGCUUACCAUUCACCACCUCCUUCUCAAUGUCCUUCACCAUUUAGCUCUCCACAGCAUCAAGUACAGCCUUCCCAGUUGGGCCACCCAAGUUCCCAUGUCUUUAUGCCACCAAGUCCAUCAACUACUCCACCCCAUCCAUAUCAACAAGGACCUCCGAGCUAUCAGAAGCAGGGAAGCCACUCAGUAGCCUAUCUCCCAUAUACAUCAAGCUUGCCCAAAGGAUCCAUGAAGAAGAUAGAAAUUACAGUUGAACCCUCUCAACGACCUGGGUCAACAAUUAAUAGAAGUCCUUCACCUAUUAGUAAUCAGCCGUCUCCACGGAAUCAGCACUCAUUGUACACAGCCACCACACCACCUUCAAGUUCUCCUUCAAGAGGGAUAUCCGGUCAGCCGAAACCUCCGUUUAGUGUUAAUCCUGUGUACAUUACAUAUACACAGCCUACUGGACCUUCAUGUGUUCCAUCACCAUCUCCUCGGGUGAUACCAAACCCAACUACAGUUUUUAAAAUUACUGUAGGCCGAGCAGCGACUGAAAAUCUUUUAAAUUUAGUGGACCAAGAAGAGCGUUCCGCAGCCCCAGAACCUAUUCAGCCCAUUUCAGUAAUACCAGGUUCUGGGGGAGAAAAGGGAAGCCAUAAAUAUCAGAGGAGUUCUAGUUCUGGAUCAGACGACUAUGCAUAUACACAAGCCUUGCUGUUACAUCAGCGCGCAAGGAUGGAGAGGUUAGCUAAGCAACUGAAACUUGAGAAAGAGGAGCUAGAACGACUGAAGGCAGAAGUGAACGGGAUGGAGCAUGACUUGAUGCAGAGAAGGCUCCGGAGGGUUAGCUGCACCACCGCGAUCCCCACGCCUGAGGAAAUGACAAGAUUGAGAAGCAUGAACAGACAACUCCAGAUAAAUGUUGACUGUACACUGAAAGAAGUUGACCUCCUUCAAUCUAGAGGAAACUUUGAUCCAAAAGCAAUGAAUAAUUUUUAUGACAACAUAGAACCUGGCCCAGUUGUACCACCCAAGCCAUCUAAAAAAGAUUCGUCAGACCCCUGUACGGUUGAACGGAAAGCCCGAAGAAUUAGCGUGACCUCCAAAGUACAGGCAGACGUCCAUGACACUCAGGCAGCAGCUGCGGAUGAGCAUCUAACUGGCUGCAAACAGAGUCCUCGGACACAACCCCGAGACGAGGACUACGAAGGGGCUCCAUGGAACUGUGACAGUUGCACCUUCCUGAACCACCCAGCACUAAAUCGCUGUGAGCAGUGUGAAAUGCCACGGUACACUUGAACUCACAAGAGCCUGAACCAGGUUGAGAGUGAACGUUUGAACACCCACUAGAAGAAAAGGAAACUUCGGGAGCCUGUGCAUCUGCCCAGCCUUUUCAUUUCAGAUGCCUGGGGGGAGAAGUGACACUGUAGUGCUUGUGUCCACUCAAGGGAAAAUGAAGAGGGGUUUUUUUUCCCCCUUUCUUUACUCAUUGCCAAGUGAGUGAUAGAAAGGGAUACUUGAAACUGGGAAAGGAUUCAUUCCUGAAAGAAUGUACCCAGAGAAGUUAAGAGCUCUUCUGUGGGACCCCAAUUGUUAAAGUUACUGCUGAGUAGCCCUUAUUUUAUAAACUAGAACUUUUACUCAAGGUGUGACAUGUUACAGUUUCGGCAGACAAACUGUGAAUUUCCAGAGCGCACUUACUUGGGCGCAGCCCUCUGGAAAACCCAGGCUCCCCGUGCUUCCUCCUGUGUUUCCUGUUGAAGAGAAGGACAGGAAGAAGCACCGGAAUAUGAUUUUCCUUCAGCAGAAUAAUAAGGGUAUUUGUAACUGCUGCUUCUUUCAGGGGUAAUUUCAAACACAUAAACAAAAUCUUAUAAAAUGUGAUUUCUAGCAGUCAGGAAUUAGGCAUUAUGCCCUUUGUUUGAAAGUACAAUCAAAGGUGAUAAGAUUCCUUUUGCUUGUACAAUGGUUCAUCAGGCUGUAUCAACACUGGUAACUAAGACCUAAUUAUGCCACCUAGUAGUUUUCUUUAAGUUACUGCAUGCUUUUAUUCGGCCAUUGGUUUUAAAAAUAAAAAAGUCCUGACCGAGUAUUAUUUUAUAAAUGACCUUCUCAUGAAACUGCUUUGCCCAUAGCACAAUGAAUGUAUGCCAAGUUCAAGUCCAGCCCCAAAGUCACUUGAAGUCUUGAGCUCAGCUGUAGUUCUGUAGGACAUGUUUGCAGUCACUUGGGUCUUUCCCCCCCUCCUUUCAAUUUUGUGACAAAUUAAUGUUUACAGCACAGAUAAUACUUUGUGCCAUAAUCCCAUUUCAGCUAGAAGAAAAAUCAACAUUAGCUGUUCAACGUAGACUUAUUUGCACAUGUUAAUAAAGCAGUGUGAGGGACAUUAUAGCUGGCCCUGGCAUGCAGUCACACACUGCGUUAUGUCAGAAGAGGCGUCUAGUCAACAACUAUGAUUCAGAGGAAGAUGAAUACAGAGGGCUUUGAUGUUAAGAAGUUUUUGAAGGUAACAUACUGUGUUCAGAGAGAACAUUGAGUUCAUUCAGGUAGCUUAGGUGAUGUAGUAAAGCACUCCUUAUUUAGGAAACCAGAACUUCAGGGUGUGAAAAACCGACUAUGCGUAAAAUGAUCUGACUCACUAGGGUGCGCCACUGAAAAACAGCACAUUUCCGCCCCGGCUCUGAAUUGGACUGGGGAAUCUUCCCCUCCUUUGGGCAGAUGCAGACAGCAGUGAAAGUGGUAGGUUUUCCAAUGCUAAAGGGUUUCACCUGAGGUUCUACUUUAGGAAGAACUCCUCUCCAGCACCAGGUGACCCCUGCCCUCAAAAACAUACACACCUUCACACCCACGGCGAGCCGCGCUGUAUGCUGACGUAUUCUACAUAGCCGUGGUCUCUGGCAGACCUGGGAAACGAGCUGCACAUUUCGUAGCAUAAGGAAACCAAAGGCAUAACACUCACCAUAGUUGUCCAUCAAAGCCAUCAUUUCACCCACUACCUACAGCUUUGAAAACUUUUUCCCUAUGUGGAAAAUUCCCUCAACUAUAUCCACUAGUCUCACAAAGCGUGGCUCUGUAAUUACACUGAUAAAACAUCUCUCAUACAACAACUGUGGCAAAACUGUGAAAACAAUGGCCAGAAAGCAGACAGGCUUCACAGCGUUGACCUGAAAACAAUUCUUUACAGGCUUUUGUAGCACUGGUAUCUGUCAUUCUCCAGUAACAGUCUGUCAGCCUUGCUGUUCUGUAAUAUGCCCUUGCCUUUGUGUGGUUUCAUAUCUCUUUAGUGAUGGUCAACCCCACUUGGUAUUAAGUAACAAUUAGGGGGAAAUAUAUAUACUGCUUGGUGUUCUAGCUAAAGGUUUACCAGUAUUCUUAGUGAUAUGCUGAAGUGGCAGCAAUUAACUUGGCAGUUCUCAGUAAGGAAUGAAAGUAGCAUGUAUGAAAACAGUAUGAUGCUUUAAUCAAACCAUAUAGAAGACUUUCAAACUAUUGCAUGAACAUACAUCCAGGUUACUAAGCUGUUAUCAUACAGUAGAUGCAUGGUUCCAGUCCUUUGGUGAUAUAUAUAAAUCAUUGUUUUCACCUGCCGGGAAAAAUGAGAAACCAGUCUGUUGGGUAGAUGUAGAGGGCAGGGUAUGAGACACCAGAGAUUGAUUUUAGGCAAGUUUUGUAUGUUCAUUUCUGGUUAUACACAAGUUUCAGAUGUCAACAUAGGCUGUGCUCAGUUUUUUUUUUUAAUAAGCACCAUUAUUUGACACGUGGUUUAUUGAACUAGGCCCCAUAUAUAGACUAUUUCUUGCCUCUGGCCAGUUUGAACAAGAAGUCAGUCAGCUUUCAAAGUUACCUUUUCAAAAGGAUCUCCCAAGUAGGAUUGGUAUGCACAGGCGCUGGACUUGGAAGUAACAGGAUGCCAACUGGAUGAUGCCUGUUUGGUGAGGCGCCUCUGCUCUUGAGGACCAGGGUGUGCAUCUCUGUUUCUAGCUAAAAACAAUUUUAGUAUGACCGGUUUCUGGUAUUUCGUAAUGCAUACACCUGACUACAUUCAUUUUACAUUACAUUACUUCACUGUCUUGUCAACUGGGUUUUCAGAAAGCACAUUUGAUUUGCCGUUUUAUUAAAAUACAUUGCCUCUUAAAUUUUGAAGUAGGUCUUACAAGUUUCAUGUGGUAAUAGAGGAGCCAGGAACUUUCUAGGCAUUGUAAAAUGUUUCCAGUGAGUAACAUUGUUUGGAAGAGCUUAGAGACAAGAGGUUUUAAAGAAAAACGCAUUGUAAAAAGUAGUUGUUUUAGAGCAGAUUAACGAUGGUGGGGAAAGUGUUGCUAAUUUGUUUAUUUCCCUGAAAGAAAUGGGAAGUGUGAUAAGCAGUUUAAUAAUUUUUAAGGAGCUGGUCUCAAUUUCAGUACUUUUUACUUAUUAAAAGAAGUCAAUGUUUCCUUAAAUUCUGUCAUUGCUUUGUCACAGUUCUCUAGGGCUCAUAUCCAGCUUGCUGUGGCAACUCAAUUUUAUAUAGUAUUUUCCAAGGUAAUUGUAAUGUCUGACAGUAUAAACAAAAAGCAAGAAUAUACGGCAUAGAAAUUUUGUUCUUUAAAAAUAUCAAAGAUGUAUCCUGGAAUGUGAAGAUGUCCCUUUAUAGUUAAAGUUGAUUUAUUUUAAUAUUGUAAUCGUUCAGACUUUUGAGUCCAUGUUACAAUAUGUGUCUGUAUAUCUGUAGAGAAAGAAAAAUGACAAUUGAAAUGUGACUUUAAACAAAUCAAUAAAUUGGGCACUGUCUGUGUUUUCACCACUAUUCUCUUUGGGAACGAAUUAACAGUAGUUUCUUGCUGUACAAGUUCUGAUGACGUUUUCACAUUCACCAGACAUCUGUUUUAUUUCCUCUGUAUUAUUUGCAUCCCAGAUAUUUAAUACAAAUAGAUUUUGCAUGGCUUGGGGGUUCAGAGAUUAAUAGAAUGGUGACUCAACUUUCAUUUCUAAAGCCAUGAAAAGUUGCUUUGAGACCGAACAAUUCUGAAUUCUUAUUUAUAUUGACACCCGCUGUCCAUGUUUCCGCACUGUGAAAGAGUUGAUCAGUUUCUUCAUUAAAACAGCAAGAACUUAUUAAACCGUA